Messenger RNA from Ceratotherium simum simum (southern white rhinoceros), 1688 nucleotides. It is a transcript of the gene SLC25A37, whose product is annotated as solute carrier family 25 member 37. Gene Ontology annotation, biological process: iron import into the mitochondrion. Gene Ontology annotation, cellular component: mitochondrial membrane. The record is from RefSeq and is a predicted model, not a curated record. Gene Ontology annotation, molecular function: ferrous iron transmembrane transporter activity. NCBI's taxonomy places the organism in Eukaryota, Metazoa, Chordata, Mammalia, Perissodactyla, Rhinocerotidae.
GGGCCCCCUCUGCUCCACCCCAGCCCGCCAUGGCGUCAGGCGCCGCGGCACCAGGGAGGUGGUUCCCACUUUAAGUGAAGUUUUUCGUCCCCUCCCCCUCCCUGCCCACCUCCUGCAGCCUCCCGCGCCCCGCGGAGCUGGCGGAUGGAGCUACGCUGCGGCGGCGUAGGGAGCCAGGCUGUGGGGCGCAGGAUGGAUGGGGACAGCCGAGAUGGCGGCGGCAGCUGCAAGGACGCCGGGUCGGAGGACUAUGAGAACCUGCCGACCAGCGCCUCCUUAUCCACCCACAUGACAGCCGGAGCGAUGGCCGGGAUCUUGGAGCACUCGAUUAUGUACCCGGUAGACUCAGUGAAGACACGAAUGCAGAGUCUGAAUCCAGAUCCCAGAGCCCAGUACACUAAUGUCUACGGAGCCCUCAGGAAAAUCGUGCGGACUGAAGGCUUCUGGAGGCCCUUGCGAGGUCUCAACGUGAUGAUAAUGGGCGCAGGCCCGGCCCACGCCAUGUAUUUUGCCUGCUAUGAAAACAUGAAAAGGACUUUAAAUGACGUUUUCCACCACCAAGGAAACAGCCACCUAGCCAACGGGAUAGCUGGGAGUAUGGCCACCCUGCUCCACGAUGCGGUAAUGAAUCCAGCAGAAGUGGUGAAGCAGCGCAUGCAGAUGUACAACUCGCCGCACCGGUCGGCCCUCAGCUGCGUCCGGACGGUGUGGAGGACUGAGGGCUUGGGGGCCUUCUACCGGAGUUACAGCACGCAGCUGACCAUGAACAUUCCCUUCCAGUCCAUCCACUUCAUCACCUACGAGUUCCUGCAGGAGCAGGUCAACCCUCACCGGGGCUACAACCCGCAGUCCCACAUCAUCUCAGGCGGGCUGGCCGGCGCCCUCGCUGCGGCCGCCACCACCCCGCUGGAUGUGUGCAAAACCCUCCUCAACACUCAGGAGAAUGUGGCCCUCAACCUGGCCAACAUCAGCGGCCGGCUGUCGGGCAUGGCCAACGCUUUCCGGACGGUGUACCAGCUCAACGGCCUGCCCGGCUACUUCAAAGGCAUGCAGGCGCGCGUCAUCUACCAGAUGCCCUCCACGGCCAUUUCCUGGUCGGUCUAUGAGUUUUUCAAGUACUUCUUCACCAAGCACCAGCUGGAGAAUCGAACUCCAUACUAAAGGAGCAGGCUGUGGGAAGCGAUUCCAGAAUCUUUUAUUUUAAAAGGCUUUCCCUGCCUGCUUCCCUUCCCUUGCCCUCACACCGAGAUGAUUCUCACAGGGUGUCUGCAGGGUGGGCCUUCCGCUCCCUGACGCCUUAGAGAGAGGAGAGGACCGGACAGCCGCUUACUGGGAGGCCAUCCGUCCACAGGGCCGGCUGAGGUGGGGGUAGGCGGGGAGGGACUUGGAAGGGGAGUGAGAAAUUGCCUUUUCUCUGCUCCCCCCAAGAGGAAUGUAGCGUUUCUGCUUCACUGUGCCAGUUUCCUCCCCUAGAAAUGUAGAUCACACAGAAGGGAAGAAAAUGUGCAGUGACCGAAAACAUUACAGAACAAGAAAAUCAUGUAUAUAAAAGUUGCUGUACACAGUCUAAAAUAGAUGGAUAACGUUUAUCCUUUAUUUUUCUAUGUAGAAGUUUUUGGAUUUGUGUGUGUGCCUGUGCGUGUGUACAAUUAAGUGUUACAGCUGGGAAUAUAAAGCUGUUUUUUAAA